Molecule: messenger RNA, 8213 nt
Organism: Porites lobata
Lineage: Eukaryota; Metazoa; Cnidaria; Anthozoa; Scleractinia; Poritidae
Source: the annotation of a GenBank genome assembly
CUUUCAACAUGGCGGCCGAGGUGGAUGUUGCAAGCAUCAAACCUCGUAGUUUUUCGUCAUUUUGCUCUCGUGUCCGCUGUUUUUGAUGUCUUCUUCUAUACACGAAGAAAUUUUAGAAGCUCAAUCUCAAGGUUAUACUUUGCUUUACUUGAAUUAUCGCAAGCUUAGUGAAUUGCCUGAGGAACUUCUCUCCUUGUCAAAGAUAAAGAAACUAUAUCUGAAGCGAAAUGUGCUACGAAAACUGGUAAGCGGUGCCAUUUUAGCACAGAUGCGUUCAAUUUAUGUUUCAAGGUUCUUAAAAGCUUUGUUUUUGUACUUUUAUCAGCCAGCAGAUAUUUGGAGACUUGGAAAUCUAGUAGAACUGUAAGUAGCUACAGUGAAUUAAAUGGUUCUUCUUGUUUCUUUGCAGCUACGUGACUACAGAUUACGUAAAACAAAAGAACCAAAGAACCAAACACUACAACUCCCAAUAAUAAUGUUGUUGUUGCUGAUGAUGAUGAUGAGGAGGAUGAUAGUGAUGAUGAUGAUGAUGAAAAUGCGGAAUUCAAAUCAUUAAACUCUUAACGUUGUUAGUGAAAUUUAAAAGUGCAGCGAUUGCCUAAGAGUGUUAAAACAAUCUAUGCACUUGUCUCUAUAACAGUUAUAAAUGUUUUAUCAAAUUGAUCCCUGGAGUACCGAGGGGUAGAAACAUGCCAUUGUCUAUUCACGGUAUCUCCUAUGUAGGAGCAGAUUUUGAUGCCCUAGAUUUUUGUUGUCAGCACUUUUGGAAAUUGCACCUUAGUGGUUCAUGAUUGAUCCAUGAUAAAAUUUUAGGGUUGUGGGAGUUUGGGAUGGGGGAGGCUUUGGAAAUGUUUUAUAAUAUCCCACAGCAAGCUGAAGGAGAACGUUUUAUUUAAGUUAUUUUUGGUGAUAAUAUCUCUGCUAUGGUCUUGGCUCCAAAUGUCUUGUUCUCAUAAUACUAUAAGUCAUGCUAUACCAUUAGGUGAUUUUACUCUUCUAUAUACCACAAGUAUGUAUGUGCCACAAGGUGACAUUCCUCAUUUUUACCUUUUCUUUGAUAGGUACUUGCAUUCUAAUAACCUUCGUGAACUUCCAGAUGGUAAAAUUACAUUAUUUAUUGUGGAUACUAUAUUUUUUUUGUUAAUAAUUGACUGAAAUUAAAGGUCAUGGAGAGUUUAAUAUGAGUUCCAAUAAAACUUUGGUAUAACACUGAAGGCAUUGUUCCUUCUAUGUUUUAGGAAUUGGAAAACUUCAGACACUGGAGAGACUUAAUGUUUGUAAUAACUUCUUGAAAAACCUAACUCCAGCCAUUGGUCAGCUGACGUCACUUACAUCAUUGCAACUUGCCAACAAUGAAUUGCCAUUUUUACCUAAAGGUACCUAAGCCAUAGGGCGAUUACUGUCAAUUCUCUCUUAACAGAUACAUCUAUUAGAUGAACACCUCCAAAAAGUGGGCAUAGAGAGUUGCUUCAUACUAUUCUUCAGUCAACCUCUUUGACCUUCUUUGAGGCAGACACAAAACUUAGAUGUUUAUUAAGUGUGGUUUAAGGGUCUCCUUCUAUUCUAGGAGUUUUGGGGAUUUAUAAUGUUAAAUUUUCUCAUACAUAAUUUAACAUUCUGACCUAUAAAAUAUUAAUUCAUUUAUAAAUUACCUCUGUCCUCAGAAUUAGGGAAUCUAACACAACUAAAGGAUCUCAAUGUCAUUAAUAACAAGCUUGAAUGGUUACCAUGGCAAUUAUGCAACUGUGCAUCCCUUAACAGUUUAUCAUUUGAUGGAAAUGCCAUUCGCAAGAUUCCACGUCAGUUAAUGAGGCAUCAAGGACUAACUGAUCUUUAUGCAAGUGGAAAUAAACUCAGUUCUUUACCUCAAGGUAACACAAUUAAAGGGCUCUUAAGGAUUAAGGAUUUUUUAUUUUGAUCCACACACUCAAGCUGGGAUGAAUUUACACAUCUUUUUUUUAACUUUGUAGUCUGCAAAAACAGCCAUCACUCCUUGCUCCUCACUCUUAGAGACAUCUGUGCCUUAGUGAAAGAAAUUCCAAUGAUGCAAAACUUUAUACUUAAUUGGGUAGUCACAUGGGGUUCCAGAAGCAAAUUUGUUUGAUUUUAUGUUUUACCUGGUUGAUUAUGGUAAAGUUUUGUGUUCUGCAAAUGAGCUUGAGCAAAACUCAAAUGUUUCUUGUAAAGAAGAAUCUUAAUUCAAUGAAUAUUCAUUUGACAGUUUUCACAGUAGAUUCAUUGUGUUUACAUUAUCUUGACUUUUGUGUCUAUUAUCUUUUGUCUGUCAUUAGUAAACAAUAGCUGAAGAACCAGCCCUAAAUAUUAGUGCUUCUGCUUCUUUUUUUUUAUAGAUGUGAAUCAGCUUUCCUCGCUUGAGUCUUUAAUACUAGACAACAACAUGGAUCUUCACCUACUGCCUGCCACUCUUCUCAAAAUGGAGAAUUUGAAAAUUAUUGGCUUAAGUUGGUAUGCAUCACUAUACAUUUCUUAGUCAGGUCACUCUCAGUCUUGGUGUCCAUGCAUCUUAUAGAGAGACCAAGAAAAUGACUAAAGAAGGGCAGGGGUCAAUGGCUUGUUGUAUGUUUUAGAGAGUUGUUGGCUAAGAGAAAGUUUACUACUGUAUAAUAGUUAGGUUGCGCUAACGAAACACUGUCUCAACAUCUUUUGGGACUUGAUUCCCCAUUUUCGCUUCAUUUCCUUACUGAGUAUUUCAGGUGUCAUGGCAGGUCCUAAGAAAAGAAACUCACUUUUAUGCCCAAGAUUUAUAGAAAUUAUAUUUUCUAAAAUAGUGUUACUCUGAUUCUAGUAUACCGGUACAGGUCAGAUAUGGUGUCCUUUACACACAUUGACAGGUCAACAAAUAAAAUGUUUAUAGCAUUAAUAUUUAUGCUUGGUGGAAUAGGGUUAGAGUCCAAAAGAAAAGAAAUUAACUGAAAAGAGAAGGUCAAAGAGAGAAACUGACAUUUUGUAAUGAGGACAUACAUGUACAGGUUAUAAAGUGCCUUUCUUCCUAAUAAAGUAGUCAGUUGCAAAGAACAGUCCUGGAUAGGAUGGGAGGUCCUCUUUUUCAAACUGUUGAUCAGAAGUUGAUUGGGAUUGAAAGUUAAAUAACAGACCUGUUUAAAAAUCAUUGAACCUACAGGUGUAACCAUCCCAAGCAUACAAGCUUAUUUAGCGGUUAAUCAAUGAGGCUGAGUAGGAUAUGAAGAAUUAAGCAGAUCGAGGAGGGUGUUAUCUACUGAGGCCGAAGGCCGAGGUGGAUAAAACCCUCCAAGAUCUGCUCAAUUCUUCAUAUCCUGCGAAAGCCAAAUUCAUUAAUUGCUUUCUUAUUCAUUCAAAAUAAUUCCUAGUGUAAAAACGUAGCUGAUAUAUACUUACCUGCAUCGAUGUUAAGUUCAUCUUCGAUACUGUAGGUUUAGGUUUGUCCAGCUCUGCAAAUAUUCUCCAAAUAGCAGAUGUCCGAGUUGUCUUCUUGCUGUAAUUGGCAUGUUUUUAGCAAUUAUUUCGCCUAGUUCAGGCUGUAGUUCUUACUCUUGAAACAAGUGAAAUGUCCGCCAUUUUUUUUGGGCCAAAACAACUCAACCCCGUCCCCAGGUCUUCUCGGUAAUGGUGCCUUAACCUGUAGAGGGCUGCAUUUUUGACAUCAUUUCCUUGUUAAACACAAAAUUCUUCCAAAUUUAGUUAUCAGUAACCGGUUAUGGUGAAUUAUGCUUGUGCUUUUAGCCAAUCAGAAUUGGGGAAAUAUUUUGAAUAAAUAAUAAUACUUUUUACUAACUCAGUGUUGCUGUUGGCAGUCUGUCCAGCUCAAAAGAAGAACAUUGUUCAGGUGAGCUCAACAAUUUGCAAUGAUUAUAAUUUCUUGAUGAUGAUCACAUUCCUCUUUCAUUCAGUUAUAUAUUUUUUUGUAUUUGUUUCCAAAUCUUCAGUGAAUUUUACUUUAACUUGUAUAAAUGCUUCCUCACUGAAAAUAGCUAGAGUGGCUGGGGUGUUGGGAAUAUUUGGAAAGAAGAUUUUUCUGUAUCAUUUUUGUCAAAUCAUCCUAAAAAGGAUCUCUUGCUCAGUUUGGUCUAAAAAUAAGGGGGGAGCGGGGGGCGGUCUCUCCCCUUGAUCUGUCACUGCUUGUUAUGAAGCAAGUUUUCAUAACCCAGUGUAUCUUGUUAUUUUUAGGGAAUGGCCAUUUUGUAGUAAAGAUAAGGAAAUAUUGCAAGCAAUCGCAUCUGAAAGGCAGAGAAAGGCGUAUAAAGGCCUGAUUCAGAUUUAAAAUCCUUCUUGUUCCAUUUGCUGACAGAUGCCAAUAAAUCGAACAAUCUGUUUUGUUUUUUUUCUUCAACAGAUUUAGGACAAGUGCUAGAUUUGAGGUAUAUCCUGGACAGCCACUGCAGCAGUGUUCCACCCUUGACAGAAUUGUGUUUUAGAGCAGUCCACUCAUUUGGUAAGACGUUUCACACUUGAUGUUCAAAGCCAUAUUAAUUUUUUAACCUUUUACGACAGUUUGUGCUAGCAGGUGUAAACUACCCUUGUUUUAGUACCAGAGCAUGGUUCCCCAGCCUGGGUGUGGCUAGUAAAGUCUCAAAUUGUCUUGAUUUUACUCCUACUGGGUCGAAAAAGUGGCACAAUGUGUAAGAAAAUGAAAUGCCUAAUCUAAGAAACAUGAAAAUAAUUCUGAUAUUCAGUUGAAAACUACUCUUAGGAUAGUUAAACUGUGAUCAGAUUCUAGAUCACAGUACACCAAACCAAUUCUUUCUCCAAGGUGAGGGCCUCUAACAUCCCACCUCGUAAAUGAUAAACUGUAAAGCAUGGCAAUGAUUUGGCGACACUUCAUUUUGCAGUUUGUAAAUGAUAAGCUUAAAUCCCAAAUGAGCAAAUUCCUCCAUUACUUGAUUCACUUGUUGCCUGGUUAUUUAAUGGUGAACAAACUGCCUUUUCAAUAAUUGUCCCUGCUGUAAUUUCCUUUAUAGUUCGAUCCUUUACCGAUGAAAAUUUGUCAUCUCUUCUUCUUCCAUCUGAUGUGACCAGUCUUCUAAGUACACCGACCGGACACUGCUUUAUCUGCUGCAAUCCGUACUUUACGGCAGCGUUCCCUCUGAAAGAAAGCGCUGCUACAGCGCUGCAACUAGUGAAACCAAGCUCGUUGAACUUACAGAGUCUGAGAGAAAUUCAAUGUACAUUUGUCUUCUGUUGCUGCUCAAGGAGGUGUUUGAGUGAAGUCUGCAGAAUGCGAGACAUUCCUGAUUGAGCAAGGACAUUUUAUAAUGGUUGUGUGACCAUGACCUCGUAUGUGAUCGCAUGCGCGGGUUGAACUCAUUGUUUAGUUGAUGACAAAGGUGUGUCGCAUCGAAAUGACACUUUUUAUGAGUAAACGAACGUUAUGAAAAAAACCCUGUGUCUUCAGCGAAAAAACCCCACCCCUCAUCUAAUCCAUGUUACUUUAAGGGAGUGUUCAUUAUUUAUCCUUUCGGGGGGGGGAGAAAAUUUUGAGGUGCUUCCUUUGGGGGGGUCAUUAGAGUGUCAAGAUAGUUAGUGGGGUAAGUUCCUAUCGCGCUCCGGUCGUCGUUUAGCCUGUCAACACUAUUUCCAACCGGAUGUUUUCCUUAACGCGUUCAGCCAAUAAUUAAAGGUGUUCUAUUUCCGAAAGGUAAUAGCCAAUCAGAAAGCACCUACCACAUUCGCAAAAGUAGGUGACGUCGCCGGAUAACGUUAGGAAUUCAGACGUCUCUCUCUAUCCCGCGCGCUCCACGGGUUAGGGGGUGGAGAAAAACGAUUGAAGAAAAAGAGAUUGUUACAGUCAUGGAGCUCCCUUGACUCUGACGGGAUUUCCCUGAAUAAAUAACGGUGCUUAUCUCUAGUUUGAUUUAAAUUAUUUGUUCCAGGCAUUUGCUCGGCCCCACUGGCAUUAGUGCUAUAAAUACUGCAGAGGGUAAAUAAAGGAUUAUUAUUAUUUUUUUAUUCUUUCACGUGGUUUGAGACAUUACUUCAGAGAAACAUUCAGGCUCCUUGACAGGUUUCCAGUUUUCUCUCAUUAAUUAGAGGUGUCAUGAGAAUUCGACAGCUGCCCCCAAAAAAGACUCGCAGUAACUUGUUUUUGUGUGAAAAUCUAGUAAACACUAGGUGAAAAAAUAUAAAUGUAUAAUUUUCCUUUAUGUGAUCUUGGUACUUGGUGUACUUCAAUCACGACCUUAAUUGCCCGUUAUCGUGUGGUGUCCAGGAACAACGUGACCUGUUAACAAUACGGUUCCCCGGCCUUCACUUGUAGUUAAAACAAAACUAAAAAAAUUGCGUCUUGGUUAUUAAUAUAACACUAAAGUAAACUGUUUCUAAAAUUUUCUCAUAAUGGAAGGUGUUGAUUAGAGAGAAUAAUAUUUGUAGUCGAAUUCUACGAAGCUGUGCAUAUAUAUAUAUAAACGUUAGAAACUAACCUCAAUUAGCAUUUUUGCCUUUUGAGUUACUCCAAUAUAACUGAGGGUUAUGAAAGCGAGACUUUCCAAUAACAGUGUGUCUUAAAAAAUACUUCAAAACGUCGUAUUAGUUUUGUUUUAGAGUUAUAGUAAGCAAGCACAUUCAAGCUGUUUCUUGAGAUAAACAUUACUGACCACCUAUUGUAGGUUCAUUAAACAAUUUUGUUAUUUAAGAGAAAAUAAUUAAGCGAUUUGGUGUAACAAGCUUGUAACAAAAACUUUGAAUUCUCAGUGAUAAACAUUCUCACUACAGUUAAUCAUCCAUCCUUGUUGCUUUUUGCGCCUAAAAAUCUUUAAAGUCUGUAAAUUUUCUAAAAUUAAGUCUUUUUAUUGUCAAUAUUUAUGCUGUAUUUUUUAUGAGCCAGAGUGUUUUCUUGUUGUUUGUGUUACCAUAAGUACGUUCUUUUUGGCGAUUUGUUUUAAUAAACCACCUGCAGGCAGUUAAAUUAUUAUAUUCAUUGGAGGGUCGCUAUAACGAUUGAUGCAGUCAUUGUCCCGUAAAGAUGGUUUUGCUUUAAGGUGACGAACUGACAUCGAGUGGACUUCAAGUUUGAAGAUGAUCAAUAGUUUCUGAUUAAUCGCUUGAUCAAAAUGAUUAAAAGUGUGUACGAACAGUCCACAAAUACAACCAACAGUGACUUCUAUUUUGAACAAUAUUUCGCCGAAGAAUACAAGAGAUAUUCGGAAUUCACAAACGUCGUGUAUGUUUUGCAAUUCGCUGUAGCCGUGAUCGGAAUCAUCGCGGACAUCACAAUUUGCGGUAUUCUGCUCCGCAAGAAACGCCUACUGAAAAACUUCUCAAAUUUUCACCUUUUCAACUUAGCUAUGACGGAUGUGGUCUUUAGACUGGCUCUUACACCGGUUUUAUUCGCUAUUGAAAAUAAAGAGGUAAGAGACGGUAGCAAUGCUUUGUGCAAACUUGGAGGAUUUGGAAGUUACACUACCCUGGCUGUCACCUUUGUCCUGCUGUUGGGAAUAACUUUAGAUCGCUAUUUUCAUAUUGUACAUCCGAUCAAAGCCAGAAACAUAACAUGGAAGCACAGCCGAAAAGCUGUAUUUUUCUCCUGGUUAUACGGAGCUGCUUGUUCGUCACCAAUUCUCUUCAGUAUGGAAUACUCAACAGUCGACUGGAAGGAAACAGAUUACGAGGUCUGUCUGUGGGGCGUUGGAUUGCCUUUUCAGAUUUCAUCAAGUGUAUUUCUGUCCUUUGCCUUUUUACUUCCUUUAGCUUUGAUGACAGUUGCCUACGCCAAGAUUUUAAAAGUUCUCUGGCAACGAGCGCGAAAAAACGUCUGUGUCAACUCACAAAUUGCAAACGCUAAAUUUCGCGCGGUGAAAAUGAUGGUGGGUGUGGUGAUUGCAUAUUCGAUAAGUUGGGGGCCGAAGCUAGUUUGGGAUUUUUUGCAAGCGUUCGAGAUAGUUUCUCUAGAGUACAUGAUUGACUGGGAAAGUGAAGAAAUACCUCUGGAAGACAAAAUUAGAGAAGAGAAGAACUACAUAAAGCUACUUAUUAUUGACGAUAGCAUGGAACUGUUAACCUAUACAAGUUCCGUGUUAAAUUCUGUCAUCUUUGGUUAUUAUAACAAGUCUUUCAGGGAGGAACUGAAAAGUUGUUGUUGCAGAAUAAAUUGUUCACAAUGCUUUAAAACAGGUGAUGCGAAGACCAAAAGUCGUAAGAAAACAGGACAACCCGAGCCCCAAACUAUCUUUUUUGAGAAUGAAACGAUGAGAUCUUUAGACGUUUGUAAUUUAGAGGAC